UGGAGACAUCCCCCCGGAUCUCCCACCCUCGGAGCUCUUGUGAUCUAGGGGGGAGAAGGCUGAAAUACAGGGGGCGGGGCAUCAUACAGAGAAGGAGGAGCUUCCGGCCAUGGAGGAGGGGCCAUCUUCCAGUGGGUGUGGUUUAAUAGAGGUGGGUGGGGCUUGGGUAUCCGGAGGCCUCCUCUUUUUGGGAGUGGGUCUGGUUUGAAGCUGAACGGGAGGAGCCUAUGGGGGAAGGGGGCGGAACUUUGCGUGGGGACCGGGAUCUUUGGAAAUUGGCUGGAGGUGGUGGGGGAGGGUUCGAAGAGGCGAUCAACUUGGAAAGUGGGCCAAUCCGUGACGCAAAUCCUCUAGUCCCGCCCUCAACCCCGCCCCCCAUCGCUUCGCUCCUCUGCUCCUAAUUGGUUCUGGUUUCUCCGCCCGCCAGACGUCUUCGCCACUCCGCAGCAGUUUUACAAAGGCUCCAGUACCCGGGUGAGGACCUGAACGCUGAAAUGAACACGGCCUGGAUUGGGCACCUGUGAACCUUAUUUGCAUGGGUGAUCGGGAUUGGCUGGCCUCCCGGGUGACCUGGGCGGUGUUCGUCUGGCGCGUGACCAUCCACUGCCAUGGCGGGGCUGGGGACUGCUUUCCGCCGCCUGGGCGCCUUGUCCGGAGCUGGGGCUUUAGGCUUGGCCUCCUACGGGGCGCACGGCGCCCAAUUCCCAGAUGCCUACGGGAAGGAGCUCUUUGACAAAACCAACAAACACCACUUCUUUCACAGCCUGGCCCUGUUAGCAGUACCCCACUGCAGAAAGCCCCUCUGGGCUGGGUUACUACUGGCCUCCGGAACCACCUUAUUCUGCACCAGCUUUUAUUACCAGGCUCUGAGUGGAGACCCCAGCAUCCAGACUUUGGCCCCUGUGGGAGGGAGCCUGCUACUCUUGGGAUGGCUUGCCUUGGCUCUUUGAGCACUCUUGUUUAAUUACUAAGUUUUCUGGGUAAUUUUUUAAGAGUUGGAGCAGGAAAGGGAUUAAAAGGGAAAAGCAAAUAAA
Propithecus coquereli (Coquerel's sifaka) is the source of this 1034-nucleotide messenger RNA. It is a transcript of the gene TMEM256, whose product is annotated as transmembrane protein 256. Bases 609 to 950 code for a protein of 113 amino acids. Lineage: Eukaryota; Metazoa; Chordata; Mammalia; Primates; Indriidae. The transcript has 4 exons. The record is from RefSeq and is a predicted model, not a curated record.